This is a messenger RNA of Trichobilharzia szidati, 2187 nucleotides long. NCBI's taxonomy places the organism in Eukaryota, Metazoa, Platyhelminthes, Trematoda, Strigeidida, Schistosomatidae. The record is from the annotation of a GenBank genome assembly.
GUACAGAGGGAUUUUGGUUUCUUCAAGGACGUUGGAAGGUUUGCUUGGUCGUAGUUAUGAUCUUAACUUUUUGCCAGUUGUAGUCGGGCUGUCGAGGUCGUAGUUGCAUCACUUUUGAUGAGAUUCCAGCCGUUUUUGUUACUUCUAUCAGUAACCAAUGUUCCUUGAGAAACGUUUGAUGAAUUGAUAAAUCCAUGGACACACCCCUUCGAAUUAGUGGCUUGUAGUCAACCUAAGCACUAUGCAUCGAGUUUCAGAUGUUCCAGUUGUCGUCUUCAAUCCACAUUUGACGUGUAGUUUGUGCAAAGGAUACUUAAUCGAUGCCACAACAGUUGUUGAGUGUCUUCACUCUUUCUGUCGUAGUUGCAUUUUAACGUAUCUUCAGCAUAAAACGACAUGCCCAGUUUGUGAAACACUUCUACACAAAACCAAACCACACUAUGCCAUUCGUCCUGACCGUGCAUUGCAGGCUAUUGUUUACAAACUUAUUCCAAAUCUGUUCGAGAAAGAAAUGUUGUCCAGGAGAAAAUUUUAUGAAGCUCAUCCUUCCCUUCAUAGUCGUUCACUCAGUCCUGAAAAGCGAGGUGAUAUAUCAAUUAAUACCUAUGUACUUCCAGAAGAAGAUCGCCUAAGUAUUGAACUUCGAUACUGGGAUCAAAAUGAAAAUAACAUUGAUGAUUCUAGCAGUAAAUUUUCCAGUCAGUCUGAUUUAUCCAUUCUCCCUCCUAUUCAACCUACAUUUUUACUUUGUCCACCUGAACUUACAGUGGGACAUAUUGAAAAGCUUAUUCGAAUGAAGUUCAACUUGAAGCCGAGUGAGCACGAUGUUUCCGUAUUUUUUUCAGCUGAUGAUCUCUUUAAUCCUGAUCACACAUUAUCAGAUCUAGCUUGCCUUUAUGCUUGGCGUCGUCAACAACCCUUUAAAUUAUAUUUUACAAUCAAACAAGCUACACAAAAUGUGUCUCCUGUUUUGAUUGGACCUCAGUCCCCGACGAAAGUGAGUAAUCUCAAUGAAGAGGGCAUGGAUAAAUCUAAUCUGCGCAACCAAAAUACUAAUUCUUGUUCUCUUAAACAGAAAUCUAAAAAUCUACCUAUGAGUCCCGUACGCAAAAGACAAGUGGACAAUCAUGAUUUUGAGACAAGCAAUCAUCCUUCUGAAACCUCUGUUUCUAAUUCACAAACCUCGACAAAAUCAUCUUGUAAAAUAUCACUCCCUACUCAAUUUAUGAAGUCAAUCAGCUUAUCAACUCCAAUGUUAAAUACUCCAAACUCUGUUUGUUCGUCUUUAGCAUAAACUAUAUAUUUUUAAACACUAUGUAACUACUAGUCAUCUGACUUUUUAUCUUAUGAGCAUUUAGUAUUUCACAACACAUACAAAGGACUUUCAGGUUCACAUCUUCAAAAUUCAUCUCUGUACUUUGAUUUCAUAGGUAAUACUGGUCAAAAGCUAGAAUAAUAUUCUCAACAUGUGUACAUUUGUUUGCUUAGUUUUUUCUCAGUGAUGUUGCUAUAUACUGUAAAUUUGUUUUGUUUUGGUUUCUUUUUAAUUUUUGUUUAAAUCAGAAGCUACUAACUUUGUGUAAUUUUUUGCAGUAUUCAUAUUAUCGACUGGAAAAAUUACAUUAAAAUUGUUGCCAUUGUUUAUUUUCAGCUUUUAUUUGGUUGUGUUUGUAAUACUAAUGCAGUUUGUUUAAAAAAUUUAAUUCAUGAUACCAUGUUUGUACAAUGCGCAACUAUCUGGUCUGUGCUGCUUUAUGACUGUGAGGCAGAUCAUUAAGAGUGGAAGAUAUAAGAGUGCUAGCUAUCUCCGACCACAGGUGUUUGCGUUCUGUUCCCCUUGUUAAGUGGUAUAAUACUGUGAGUAACAUCAAGGUUAGGCAUCAAGUGCUUCCUAAGAAGAGAGUAGGUGAAACGAUGAAGUUGUGAAGCUGCAUCGAUUAACAUGGCCGGGACACGUGUAACCCAUGCCGAGCCACUGCUUUUCUCAAUGAGCAAUGCUAUUUGAAUUAAAACCUGAAAUCAGUCCAUGAAGUCUUUGUAAUAUUUCAUAUCCAUAAUCCCUUAUGUGCGUCGGUGGCACAGCGGUAGGAUGCUCGCCAAUCGCGCCUUACGUGGUCCGGGGUUCGAUCCCCGGUCGACGCACUGUCUUACCUCGCCAAGCCAGUAAUGAGACUGGUAAAGAGGGAA